Messenger RNA from Cavia porcellus (domestic guinea pig), 2629 nucleotides. RefSeq names its product guanylate cyclase soluble subunit beta-2-like. Gene Ontology annotation, biological process: response to oxygen levels; cGMP biosynthetic process. The record is from RefSeq and is a predicted model, not a curated record. Bases 1 to 2349 code for a protein of 782 amino acids. Lineage: Eukaryota; Metazoa; Chordata; Mammalia; Rodentia; Caviidae. Gene Ontology annotation, molecular function: heme binding; guanylate cyclase activity. The transcript is spliced from 15 exons. Gene Ontology annotation, cellular component: guanylate cyclase complex, soluble.
AUGCGGCACUUUGGCCACUCGGUGGCACUCCAGCCCAACAAUCCCGCUGUUCUUCUGCGUGUCCCUGAAAAAUUGAAAUUCAAAGUGAAAGCGCCGUGGGCACUUGUUCUUGCCGGAUAUUCUUGCCAACUGUCUCCCAAAGCAGACGGAGAGGUGUUGGCUGUGGUGGAGGCGACCUGGGCUCCGUCGCUGGUUUCCAAUCUGUUUCCGCGCAUUGCUUGGUAUGGAUUUAUCAACACUUGUCUUAAGUCUCUCGUGACAGAGAAAUUUGGUGAAGAGAUGUGGGAAAGACUGAAAGUUUCUGUAGAAGUACAAGAUGUUUUCAUGACCUACACAGUGUAUGAUGACACCAUCACCAUGAAGCUCAUACAAGAAGCCUCUAAGAUGCUAGGUGUGUCCCUGGAAGCCAUUCUAAAGCUUUUUGGAGAGUAUUUCUUUAAAUUCUGUAAGAAGUCUGGCUAUGACCAGAUGCUGCGGACUCUGGGAGGGAAUCUCAUGGAGUUUCUUGAAAAUCUGGAUGCCCUCCACAGUUACCUCGCCCUGUCUUAUCAGGAGAUGAAUGCACCAUCAUUUCGUGUUGAAAAAGGAAAAGAUGGGGAAAUGCUUCUCCAUUACUACUCAGACAGAAGUGGUCUCUGCCAUAUUGUUCCAGGUAUCAUCGAGACUGUGGCUAAGGACUUCUUUGACACUGAAGUAACCAUGGAUAUCCUUGACUUGAAUGAAGAAGUGGAGAGGACAGGGAAAAAAGAGCAUGCUGUAUUUCUGAUUACACAGAAGUCUCACAGGCAGAUGAGAAGUGCAAAUCCAAUCAGGUUACAAGAUUGUGAGGACAUCCAGAGAGAUCACAAGGACCUUGAGGCAGCAUUCCUGAGGAUGAAGGAGAAGUAUUUGAGGAUCUCUGUUUGUCCUGGGAAGAAAUCUCACUGGGACACUGUGAGGAAUAUAAUCAUGUUUGGAAAAGGGCACCUCAGCUAUGCCUUCAAGCCUGUUUAUCCUGAGACACUCUGGAUGGAAGUGAAGACAUUCUGCACUGCUUUUCCUUUCCACAUUGUCUUUGAUGAAGCAUUAAGGGUCAAGCAAGCUGGAGUGAAUAUUCAGAAGUAUGUUCCAGGACUCCAGAUUCAGAAGAUUCAAUUAGAUGAAUAUUUCUCCAUCAUUCAUCCUCAAGUUACCUUCAACAUUGCCAGCAUCUGCAAAUUUAUCAACAGUCAAUUUGUCCUGAAGACACGAAACAAAGUGAUGCCUGAAGCAUGGAAAAAUCAGCCUACACUCAAACUUCGAGGCCAGAUGAUCUGGAUGGAGUCCCUGCAGUGCAUGAUUUUCAUGUGCUCACCCAAGCUCCGCAGCCUGCAGGAGCUGGAGGAGUACAAGAUGCAUCUCUCAGAUAUCGCUCCCCAUGACACUACCAGGGAUCUCAUCCUCCUUAACCAGCAGAGGCUGGCCGAGAUGGAGCUGUCCAACCAGCUGGAGAGGAAAAAGGAGGAGCUGCGUGUUCUCUCCAGUCACUUGGCUAUCGAAAAGAAGAAGACAGAGACCCUGCUGUAUGCCAUGCUGCCUGAACAUGUAGCAAACCAGCUGAAAGAGGGCAAAAAGGUGGCAGCAGGAGAAUUUGAAACCUGCACUAUCCUUUUCAGUGAUGUGGUGACAUUUACUAACAUCUGUGCUUCCUGUGAACCGAUUCAAAUAGUGAAUAUGCUGAAUUCAAUGUUCUCUAAGUUUGACAGAUUGACUGGUGUCCAUGAGGUCUACAAAGUGGAAACUAUAGGUGAUUCCUAUAUGGUAGUAGGUGGUGUUCCAGUGCCUGUUAGAAGCCAUGCUGAAAGAGUAGCUAAUUUUGCCUUGGGGAUGAGAAUUUCUGCAAAAGAAGUGAUGAAUCCUGUUACUGGAGAACCCAUCCAGAUUAGAAUUGGCAUCCAUACUGGCCCAGUCUUAGCUGGUAUUGUGGGAGACAAGAUGCCCAGGUACUGCUUGUUUGGUGACACUGUGAACACAGCCUCCAGGAUGGAAAGUCAUGGACUUCCCAACAAAGUACACCUCAGUUCCACAUCCUACAGAGCCUUGGAAAAUCAAGGGUUUGAAAUCAUUGAGAGAGGUGAAAUUGAAGUGAAAGGAAAAGGGAAAAUGACCACGUACUUUCUGAUCCGGAACUUAAAUGCCACAGAGGACGAGCUCAUGGGAAGAUGUAAAAUUCCAUUUGAUCACAAGGCUUCUCAGGAAGCCACACUCACCAAGCCUGCAAAAGGACCGGGCCCUGUGGAGUCAGCAGACCAACAAUCGGCUUCAGAUGAGACCCAGACACGUCCUUUUCCCAGUGACUCUGUGCCAUCUGCUUUCUGUGUUUUAUUGUAACAGAGCAAGAAAUGAACCCCUGGGAUUUGUUUCCCCAUUUAGUCAUAUGGAGGCAAAGAAAAGUAACUUCAUUUCUUACCCCAAAACUUCUUAAACUGUGUCUUUCCCUCAUCAUUUUUUGGAGAAUGAAAGUCUAGAGAUGAAAUACAAUCCUGACAAGUUGGGAAAAAUGUGCUUUGACAUUCUUUGUUUAGAGCCAACCCUGAACCUUGAGCCUGGGUCAUUUGUUCUCAGAUGCGGUGACUUCAGCUGUGGGCUAUUUUGUUUGUUUCAGACAGGA